AUGAAGCUGGGACUGGUGGCGGCCGUGCCCUGUUUUACCUUCGGAUUCCUCGACAACGCGAUCAUGCUCGUGUGCGGCGAGGCCAUCGAGGGCUCGCUCGGCGUCAAGUUCGGGCUCUCGGCGAUGGCGUGCGCGGCGAUGGGCAACGUCGUCGCGGACACGACGGGCCAGGUCUCGGGCGGGACCGUGGACACCAUGCUGCGGCCCGUGCUCCCGGCGCCGCGCCUGUCCGAGGCCCAGCGCGCGAGCCGCGCCGCGAGCCUCACGCACGCGGUCGGCGGCGCGGUCGGCAUCUUCGUCGGCUGCGUCUUCGGCUCCUUCCCCCUGUUGUUCUACGAGGAGCGGCAGGACGACGACGACGGUGGCGUGGCCUAG
Molecule: messenger RNA, 375 nt
Organism: Aureococcus anophagefferens
Lineage: Eukaryota; Pelagophyceae; Pelagomonadales; Pelagomonadaceae
Exons: 1
Coding region: 1-375 (124 amino acids)
Cellular component (GO): mitochondrion
Source: RefSeq, a predicted model, not a curated record